Molecule: messenger RNA, 1771 nt
Organism: Salmo salar (Atlantic salmon)
Lineage: Eukaryota; Metazoa; Chordata; Actinopteri; Salmoniformes; Salmonidae
Source: RefSeq, a predicted model, not a curated record
CGGUCUGUCUAAAGUCCUUGUGGUAUUUUCUAAAGUCAGAUUGUCUCUGUGUUUCCAGGAUGGUGGUCUCCUCAUCAACAACCCCACAGCGUUGGCCAUCCAUGAGUGUAAGCUGCUGUGGCCCAACACCCCAGUGCAGUGUGUUGUCUCCCUGGGUACGGGUCGCUAUGAGACCGUCAACAAGAACAACACCACCUCCACCAGUCUCAAAGCCAAGAUCACCAACGUCAUCAGCAGUGCUACAGACACAGAGGAGGUCCACAUCAUGCUGGACGCCCUCCUUCCACCCAACACCUACUUCCGUUUCAACCCCUACAUGAGCGUGGACAUCCCAUUGGACGAGAGCCGCGAGAGGCUCACCUUCCUGCAGGAGGAAGGAACUCGCUACCUGGAGAGGAACGAAGCCAAGCUGAACAAGGCAGCGUCGGUGCUGGCUCUGGAGAAGAGCGCCAUCCAGAGGCUGGCUGAAUGGUGCAAACUGAAGGCCGACAUGUACGAGGGCUUGCCCUUAAUCUCCAAACUGUAGGGGACGUCUAGAGGUGAAAGGUCAGACAGGCUGAGGGACACUAAUUUAGACUGAUUAUGAAGAUAAUAUAGGAGCUGUAAAGGUCUGACAUGUACGAGGGCUUGCCCUUCAUCCCCAAACUAUUGGAAGAGACCUGCAGAGGUUAAAGUUCAAAAAGGCACUGCAGGCGGUAGCUGCUGAGAAACUCAUUUCCACUUGAAAAUAAACAUAAUGUGCUUUGAUAUGACUCCAUCAGUGGAGGCUGGUGGAAGAAGCUAUAGGAGGAAAGGCUCAUUGUAAUGGUUGGAAUGGAAUAAAUGGAACCGAGUUAAAUGUGGUUUCCAUAUGUUUGAUUCCGUUCCAUUUUUUCAUUCCAGCCAUUACAAUGAGCCUGUCCUCCUAUAGCUCCUCCCACCAGCCUCCUCUGGACUCCAUAUCUGCUUGAUGUAGAUCAUGUGAUAUGACUGCGGUCCAUUUGAAUUUCUGCAGCUCAGGCAGGAUGUUGUUGCCUUUGAGCUGUGAGAGGUGGUACAGAAGGAUCUGUUGUAGUGUUUAUGAAAGGGGUUUGGCUGGUAGGGCUGAAGGAAUCAACCUUUUGACUGCUCCUAAAUAAAGCACCACUGUGCACCACUGUGAUGAGAACAUAGGCUGUUUACACAGGCAGCCCAAUUCUAAUAUUUUGCCCCCCUAAAAAUCAGAUCAAAUCUUUUGCCAAUAAUUGGGCUAAAUACCUGAAUUGGGCUGCCUGUGUAAACAGCCAUAAUGGUGUGAAUGGUAGACAGGCACAGCCAUUUACUGUUUUGAUUUAAGAGUGCAGGUUUUGCAGGGAAGGUGUUUUUGACAACUACUGACUUAACAUGUACUGCUAUGUCAGAUAUCCAGGGUCUGUUAUUAGCAACUCAUUCUUGUAAUUACUGUAAAUAUGAAUGUAAGUAACUGACAUUGGUGUCACCUCAUUCCCAUGUUCAGUAACUUUAAAUGCUUCAAACUUGAACUAGGCAUGUGAAGUAGAAUGGAAUAAAACAUGUAAUUAUGCCUUUUUUCACAGAUUAAUGAAAUCAUGCACUUUGUAAAUUGUCACAUUGUUCUUAUCUUAAGAGCUCUGUAAGGGAUCAAAUGUAAAUGGUUUGAUAUGUGGUUUUGAAUAAUAUUUCAUUGAAGAGUUCAUGGUAUUAGCUUUAUAAUGAAUCAGAACCACCUAAUUCCUUUCUCCUGCAGCGGCCCUGUAGGUGGACUGUGUAAGAAUGAAAAUGUCAUUGAAACAGG